This is a messenger RNA of Alternaria incomplexa, 1314 nucleotides long. RefSeq lists its product as uncharacterized. Bases 1 to 1314 code for a protein of 437 amino acids. Gene Ontology annotation, molecular function: protein binding. Lineage: Eukaryota; Fungi; Ascomycota; Dothideomycetes; Pleosporales; Pleosporaceae. The transcript has 2 exons. The record is from RefSeq and is a predicted model, not a curated record.
AUGGCUGAAGUUGCAGCAGGCGCGUACGUUGCGGCCGAAGUGGUAGAACACACGGCAGAAGCAGGUUACGCCGCGUACAUCGUCUCGAAGCCCACGCUCCCCCUCAAAGUCACUUUCAAACGCAUAGCCACAGCAACAGGUGACUCUUCGGCACGCUCUUUGGCGCGUUCCAAUCACACAGUCACGGUGCUCGGCAACAAAGCUUAUAUCUUCGGCGGCGAUACUGCGAACAACGUUCUUGCGAGCAACCAUGUACAUGCCGUUACUCUUGAGCAUUCCGGUAAACCGGAGAUGGACUACAGCAUCAUUCCUGCUCUGUCAACAUGCGAAGAUGGCCGCACGCCAGCGGAGAGAUCGAAUCACGCAGCCUGUGCUUUCCACGGCAACAUCGCUAUAUACGGUGGCAGUGAUAACGCUGGCGAUCUCAUCGACGAGCAAUCGUCUGUAUGGCUGUUCAGUCCUGACAGAAAGAGCUGGGAUAUUCUACAACCCUCCAAGGGAGAUGUCGACACUGGAGACAUUGGCCCGGGCCCGCGGCGCAACGCGAAGCUGUUCGCGCAUGAUCAACACGUAGUGUUGUUCGGUGGUGUCGAUGGCUCUGGGGACAAUGCAUCGGAUUUGUGGCAAUUCGACAUCGCUGCGCGCUACUGGACGCAACUUCCAACAGCGCCAGUCGCGACAUCCAACGCCGCCUUGGCGAAUGGUCAGUUAUGGCUGAUAUCUGGAUCCGAUCCAAUGAGUAGCCAGCUCCAUCAUAUCAGCGUCUCGUCUUCCAGUGAAGAGAGGAAAUGGGAGUCCUUCACGUUUCCUACCAAUCCACUAGCGCCUGGCCCCCGUGCGCGACAUGACGGCGCCUUGAUACCGGUGACUACUGGGUGGGGCCGUAACUACCUCGUCUAUCUCCUAGGCGCACGGAGCGACUCUUCUGCUGAUGCAUCCAACACGAAGCCAGAAGAUCCAAAGCACGCAGGCGAAGUCACCCAAUUCAGCGACACCUGGGUUCUCCAGAUCCCUGCAAGCGAUUUGGAGGCGAAGCCAUCAAUGACGCUCAAAAACGCCAUCAACCCUGCGAAGAUCAAAGAUGCUAUCCGAUCUGCGCUGGGGGCUGAUACUGGUCACUUGUCGUGGGCGGAGGCGGUAGUACAGACCCCUUCGGAGAAACAACUGGAAGAGGAAGAUGGCAAACUGCAUCCCGGCCCAAGGGCUCUGUUUGGAUCGGACGUCAUGGAGAAGGGCAGCAGCAUAGUCUUCUGGGGUGGUGUAGAUGCGAAAGGGGAGAGAGUCGGUGAUGGUUGGGUCGCGAGUUUCGAGUAA